GCGGAAUCGAGAUUCGUCGACGUUGACGUCAUUUAUGAUGUCAUCAUCCUAGGACGUUUGGAAGAGGGAGGUACUAGAUGGGAAACACCAACGAGAAGAGUCCCCUGAAUGACGGUCUCACAGAUGAGGAGGGCGGCGUACGGUACAGCCGAAGUAACAGCCUGAUCAGCACGCGCUCUCAGAACCCGGAUGUAAACGGUCAUGUUCUACCACCUUUAGCAUUUCAGAGAGUUAGGCGAUGUCUGAUGCGUCUCCCUUUACAAGAUGGACGGCAGAUGAAGGAGGAGGCCAUAGAGAGAGUCGCCAAGCAUAUAGUCAUAGAAACCUACGACUCCGGCAAAGACAUCGUAAUGAAGGGACGACCUACUAAAGGAAUAUUCAUGAUAGUCGAAGGAAGUGCUAAGGUCAUGUCUGAAAAAGGAGAUGAAGUCCUAGCCAAUCUCGGUGAAGGGGAUUUCUUUGGAGAGAUUUCGCUGCUGUUUGAUAUUCCAUGUACCGCCAGAGUUCAGGCUGAUGCAAACUGUGUUCUGGCCCAUUUGGAACCUUCAUCCGCCAAAAGAUUGUUGCGCAAAGUUCGAAUGGAUAUUCUUGAUUGGUUUGUGUCCAGGCGGUAUCUUCCCACGUCCAAUGUCGUAGACACGGAGCGGUGUCUCCGACGCAUGACGUUUACUAGCCUCAGAUCUUGCCCAGUUUUCGAAGAUUGGGGAGAAGAUUCACUUAAAACCCUGAUCCUAAGUCUUGACCCCGCCCCGGUGGUUCUGUAUCAGCCACACACAACUGUCCUUUGUAUCAAUGACCCGCCUACAUCUAUAUACGUCAUCAUUAGGGGAAGUGCAAUCAUUCAAGACAAUCAGUCGAGAAAAUUGGUGACCAUUAAUGUUGGUAACCAAGGAGAUGACCCUGUUGUCAUUGGUGAGGAAGGACAGUAUCUUGAGAACAAAUCCAGCCUGUCCGUGACAACAAGCACCUGCUGUGAAGUCAUUUACAUCAAGGAGGAGUGGAUACUCAACACAUUGGAUGAGUACCCAAAUGAUGCCGGGGUUUCUUGGAAGCGACGAAAGACGUCUUGGAGGGCACUACUAAGCAAAAGGGAAGAACUAAAACGCAAAUAUCCUGCUCUUCUUCAGUUUGAGGUUAUUUACCAAAUGCUGAAAAAUAGCCCAGUUCUUUGUGAGUGUUCAAGUCAUUGUGUUCAGCAUCUUGCUCUAUAUGGGAAUCCUCAGGAAUACACCGUCAAUAAUUGCGCGUGCAUUUCAGAGGAAAUUAAUGCCGGUUGUCUGGUUUUAGUCUUGACUGGAGAGCUAGAACUUGUGACCGACUCCCAAAUGAGAUACGUGUAUACAGUCAGCGAGGGAGAAGUGUUUUGUCCCGGGGACUGGAUGGGAGGUGGACAGUUGGUGGCGAGGUCAGACAGUUUGACGUUCAAAGUGGACGGCAGUGUUGUAUCUGAAACCUUUGAAAAAUUCCCUAAUUGUAAAUUGCAAUUUCCCCCGGAGCCGCCAUAGAAACAUUAACUAUGUACAUAUAUAUACUGAUUAUCUAGUCGUUUUUAAACAACUGUAUCUAUAUAUACCUGUAUGUAUAAUAAAUAUAUAAAAACGGAUAACAAAAAAAAAACAACAUGUAU
Magallana angulata is the source of this 1627-nucleotide messenger RNA. RefSeq lists its product as uncharacterized. The record is from RefSeq and is a predicted model, not a curated record. NCBI's taxonomy places the organism in Eukaryota, Metazoa, Mollusca, Bivalvia, Ostreida, Ostreidae. Bases 78 to 1505 code for a protein of 475 amino acids. The transcript is spliced from 12 exons. Gene Ontology annotation, molecular function: voltage-gated potassium channel activity. Gene Ontology annotation, biological process: regulation of membrane potential; potassium ion transmembrane transport.